Messenger RNA from Musa acuminata subsp. malaccensis (wild Malaysian banana), 783 nucleotides. Its product is annotated as protein CURLY FLAG LEAF 1. The record is from RefSeq and is a predicted model, not a curated record. Lineage: Eukaryota; Viridiplantae; Streptophyta; Magnoliopsida; Zingiberales; Musaceae.
CACAGGUGUCUGCGGAUGGCUUUACCUGUUUCAUCUUCCUCUCUUCUCCUCUGCGCCCGCUCGCUCUCUCUCUCUCUCUCUUCUCGGGGUCUUUGAUGGCGACGGAGGUGAGCUCCUUGGCACGGAUGCUGACGGGCUACGGGGAGGAAGGCGAGGGGCAGCGAGAGCAGGAGCUCGUCACGCGGGACUUGCUCGGCGGCGCCGCGGAGGUGGAUCUCGACCUCCAGGUCCCGGCCGGGUGGGAGAGGCAUCUCGAUCUCUCGACGGGGAAGACGUACAUCCAGAAGCGCGAGUCGGAACCCGCUCCCCGCCUUCUCCACGACCUUAACCUUCCGCCACCGUCGCCCUCUGUCGGCCAGAAACUGGAGUACCAGAGCGUCUGCACCCUGGAGAAAGUCAAGUCCGCCCUGGAGCGUGAGUCGCGCCUCCUCCCCCGGCCCGAUGCUUCCCCUUCUCCGCCCCCCUCCUCCUCCUCCGCCUCCUCCUCCGCCUCCGCCUCCUUCCUGUCCAGGCGGUGGACGGUCGAGCAAGCCCAGGACGGCGUCGCGUCGACGGGCCCGGCGACGAUGAUGGCGAUGGCGGUGGCUGUGUGCCCCGCGUGCCUCCUCUACGUGCUCGUCUCGGAGGUGGACCCCCGGUGCCCGAGGUGUACGGCGCACGUGCCGGUCAACGUUCCCCACAAGAAGCCAUGGAUUGACCUCAACUUCUCCCUUCACGCUGAUAACUGUGAUUUGUAUUAGAGAGAAUUAAUUACAUAUAGUGAAGAAAAUUAACACCAAAAAA